AUGCGGGCGGGCGGAACGCGCUUCGCUCUGAGGGUUUUCCCCACACAAAGGUCGCCUGAAGCUGGUAGUGACUCUGCCAAGGCCCCCGACGCUGCAACAGAGCCACAUUCGUUCGGAUGUGCCGACGAGCUUGAUCUCUUCCUCCCUCUUCUUAUCCAUAACAUGCUACUGAAGCCGGUCUUCGCCCUGCUCCGUACAGUUGCCAGCCCACCCCAAGCGGUAUUCCCGAACCUCCUUCGCCUCCAAUCUCUCAAGACCACCAGCACGCUGAGAAGUCACGUUCUCACGCCCCGUGGACAACUUUCCAGCCACCGCUUCCUGUCGUAUAGUCACACUUCUCGUCUCGAAAUGGCGUCUCAAAGCUCUGCUCAGGAAUGGAAACCGUCCAAACCGCGCGGCCAACAGCGCCCGUCGGAUCACAAGACUGGCACCAAGGGCGAGCCCAUGACGCCGCUGCCCUCGGCCACGCUCAUUGUUCUCUGCCCACGAUCCACCCGGGAGCCCAAUGGCGGGCUGCAGUACGACACGCUCAUGGUGCAGAGGUCCGCUCGAGACGGCUCCAGCUUCCGCUCCGCCGUCGUCUUCCCGGGAGGCGCACUCGACCUUGUGGAUGAAGCCGAGGUCGAGGCUGCGUUGCAAUCGACAACGCCUGGCACGGGCGCAGACGCAGACAAGGAGAGAUACAUGCAGGCGCUCAAGCUCUGCGCCUUGCGUGAGACAUUCGAAGAGACCGGCCUGCUACUCCUGCCGUCGGCAACACCGAGCGCCUCUGGCCUGCCCACCAGCCGUGCCGUCGGGCACCAAGAAGCAGGCAUGUCGGCCGAGGAAUGGUCGCAUGCCCGCAACGACGUCCAUCAUAAUGCCGUCGACUUUGCCCCUUUCCUGCGCAGAGUGUCGAGCAAGCUCGGCUUGACCGGCAAGCUCGGAGCAGGGGAUGCGGCGCUCCCCGAACUCGCCCCCAUGGCCCACCAUUCCAACUGGAUCACUCCGCGCAGCGUGGUCCGCCCCGCCAAACGCUUCGAUGCUCAUUUUUUCGUCACAGUGCUCGACACGCCGGAUGUGUUCGGAGACGAUACGUCGCUGCAGAUCUCAGCCGACGGCGCAGAGACGCUGUCGCUGCGUCUGCAGACUCCGCGCGAGAUCAUGUACGCCGGCAUCACCGACCAAAUCUCGCUUUUCCCGCCACAGUUCUAUAUCCUGGCCGACCUCGAGACUGCUCUGCGAGCGGCUACACCGGACGGACGCGUGCCCAUCAUCCCACUCAUCUUUGACCCGAGUCAGGCGACGGACCGGGUGUCUGCGGAUGCCGAGUUCCGCGUGACGCCGAUCGAGGAGGAGAGUCGCGGGCUCAAGGGUCGCAACUACUCGUGGGACCGCAAGGACGUGCCGUCCAGCACCGCGCCUCUUACAUCGUGGGUGUCGGACACCAACCCGCCGUUGUCGAAGCUGCGCGCUCUGGGAAGCGACCCAGACUCGUCCUUCCCUGAGGUGACGGCCGUGGAGCCGCGCGCGUUUCCUAAGCUCGGCGCCAUGCUCGACAUCCGCAAAGAGAUCGACGAGAACCGCGUGCUGGCGGAACAGAGCAGCGAGGGCAUCGACACUGACGAGCGCGAGGACAGCUUUGUCUUCCCUCUCGUCCUGCCAGGCGACUGGCAGGCCUCACCCGCACAACAGCAACGCGCACGCGCCGGCCUCCUCCUCCCAGGCGGCGCGGCAGAGUCCGCCACAACCAAGGCAGACGAGCAAGCACCGCCACUGAAGGGCACGCCGCUCAACCGGCUCUACGUCUCGCCGCGCGCCCCCGAGCACGGCGGCGGCAUGACGGUGCGCGGAGCGGUGCGCAGAGGCCUCGCCCACCUGCGCGACUUCCAGGUCGGCGUCCUCCUCGCCCAGCCCUCCCAGGCGGAGGAGCAGCAACGCUCAAAGCUCUGA
This is a messenger RNA of Moesziomyces antarcticus, 1932 nucleotides long. RefSeq lists its product as uncharacterized. Gene Ontology annotation, molecular function: hydrolase activity, acting on acid anhydrides, in phosphorus-containing anhydrides. Gene Ontology annotation, cellular component: mitochondrion. The record is from RefSeq and is a predicted model, not a curated record. Lineage: Eukaryota; Fungi; Basidiomycota; Ustilaginomycetes; Ustilaginales; Ustilaginaceae. The coding region runs from base 1 to 1932 and encodes 643 amino acids. The transcript is spliced from 2 exons.